Molecule: messenger RNA, 5201 nt
Organism: Apis mellifera (honey bee)
Lineage: Eukaryota; Metazoa; Arthropoda; Insecta; Hymenoptera; Apidae
Gene: spir
Product: protein spire
Exons: 15
Coding region: 327-3059 (910 amino acids)
Biological process (GO): actin filament network formation; Golgi vesicle transport; intracellular transport
Cellular component (GO): cell cortex; cytoplasmic vesicle membrane
Molecular function (GO): actin binding
Source: RefSeq, a predicted model, not a curated record
GAAUACACAUAUAUAUAUUGAAUAUUUCAUUUAAUUUUAUAAUAUUCAAUAAAUCGUUGCAACUAUAAAUUGGCGAUAAACAAAAUAUCACAUUGUAUCUCGAUUGUCAAUGUAAUCAAGAAAAAUUAAUAUGAUCAAUGUUAAAAGUCACAAGAGAAAAGUUCAAUGUGAAAAAUUGUUCGAGCUUAAAACAAUUUUUCACUUAAACGAAAAAGUGAUGCGGAAAGCUUCGUAUAAGUAUUGAACAAAAUAAUGUAAUGUAGAAAAAAUCUUAUGAUGUGUUUUGUGCCAUAAUUUACAUAUAUCGCCCAUAUAACAAAAAAAAAAUGACUACGCACAAAAAGAUCUCAACAUCCUGUGAGGAUAGUCUCGAUGUCUCCAAUAACGAAAAAAAAGUUAAACAAAUGAAAAGAUCGAAAUGUAAACUUGAUGCAAACGGCCGAUUAAAUCUUAAAGAUAUUCUAUUGUCUUUCAAUGGACCGGUCAGCCAAGAACAAGCUUGGGCAUUAUGCUAUCAAACGGCUAAGAGUUUGUCAUGUUUACCGGGAAACAAUUUUUAUGAACUCUCGGAGUUAUCGCAGAUCGUCCUUCACAAGGAUGGUGAUGUUUGGCUUGGCGAUCUAAUCGAAUUAGAAAAACCCCAUGUAUCUGAAAAAAAGGCUAUGUUUUCAUUAGGUAUGAUGAUAUUCAAAGCACUUGAUUUCGGCCUAGAUGAACAAGAAGAAAGGCCUUUAUCACCAGAUUUGGAAGCUCUUAUAACAUUAAUGACAAGUGCAGAUCAAGAAAUUGAAGAAGAAAUGGAAGAACGGCCACAGGAAACGGAUGAUGAAGGCAUAGAGAGAGAUUCAAGUAUUGCUGACAUAGAUGAAUUUUUAUCACAAAAGAGUAAUGAUAUCUAUAAAGAAAAAUCAAUAUAUUCCUUGAAAAAUGUAAUGCAAUUAUGUACCAGGCAUAUGCAAACUUCUAUUGAAUCUGCUGAAGUUCAUUAUAAAGCUGUAAUACGAGCAUUUGUAGCAGAAGCUCUGGAAUUAUCACAAUUUUUGGAUACAAUAGAAGCUGAUAAACUACAAGCUAGUCAGAAGGAAGUUGUCAACAGUGAUAAUAAUAAGCAAAUCUCCAUGUCUGUUCAGAAUCUUGAUACAUUAGAUUUUAUUGAUUGGACUGACAUUAGGAUUUGGAGGGCUAUACAAGCAAGAUUUUGGGUACAAGUUAUACAAGAAUUAAGAAAAGGUGUGAAGCUAAAAAAGGUAGAAGCCAAUUUGGGUUCAAAAAGCACAACCCGUGGGCGUGGAAAGGGAGCAGAAUUUGAAUUAACACCUUAUGAAAUUUUGAUGGAUGAUAUUCGGAAAAGAAGAUAUCAUCUGAGGAAGACUCCAUCACCAACUCCGAAUUUGAAGAAAGAUGCUCAUGCUGUUAUUCUUGAAUUUAUUCGGAGUAGACCACCUUUAAAGAAGGCAUCAGAAAGACAGCUUCCACCCCUUCAAAAGGAAUGGACUCUUCGAGAAUUACUUAUGGAAAGUAUAAAGAAACCACCAAAUUUAAGGUCUUCACGCAAUAGAUACAUUCCUAAGAUUGAAAGAACAUCUCCUCAAAAUGAUUAUAUCCAAAAUGCUGCUGAUAUUAAGGAUAAUGGAUCACCUACUAUACCAAAACCUCCACGAAGGGAAUUGGAUAGUUCCAAUUCUACAACAAGUAGAAGAAAAGUAAUUCCUGUAGAUUUUGAUUUAAAGCUCGACGCUGAGGAAGAUGACGAUGAAGAUUACAAUGAUGAAUUCACGGUGACAAGAUUCGAAGAAGAAGAUGAAGGAUCAAAUUAUUGGCAAUUAAAAGAAGAUUAUACAUUUGCAGAUAGAACUAAUAUACGUAGUAGAUAUAAAGAUCACAGAUUUGAUGACGAAGCAGACUCUGCGAAUCCUUGGCGAAGAACUGGUGGAUUACGCUUGACGAGGAACGAAUAUCAUCGAUUUUGUGAUACACAACUUGAAUCUUAUGAUCUUGCAACGCAGUGUCCAUCUAGAAGAGCAUCGGCUCGAAAACACGCAGCUAAACGUACUAUAGCACUUACAGCAUUAACUGGUACUACUUCUCUUCCUCAUUCGAGACCACAAAGUCGUCAGUACACAGGUCCAACAGAAUUGUUAUUAAAUCAAAGUCCGAGUCCUAAUAUUAGUGUGAAUCCUAGUCCAAGUGUAAGUCCUCAGCCAAGAACAAGACAACCGCGACGAUCACAAACUAUUGCUGAAGAUACAAAAGAUAGCGAAGAUCAAAACGAAGAUUGUCAAGAUGAUAAAAGACAGAAACCUACAUUAGGUGACAUGUUCUUAGAUGAAAGACUUUCUCUGACUCUAGAAGAAAUUGUACAUAUACGGAGUGUAUUAACUAAAGCAGAAUUGGAAUCUCUGCCUGUAGAAGGGCGUGUAAAAGAAGAUGUAGAGAAGAGACGCGUUUGUUUUCUUUGUUUAAAAACUAGAUUCGGAUUGUUAGGACCUUGGGGACAACGUUGUCGUUUGUGUGAAAGGACUGUAUGUGUGAAAUGUUAUUCCAAAAUGCGAAUUCCAACAGAACACUUCGCCCAUGUCCCGGUAGUAUUACUAUCUCCCGGUCUUCUUCUUUCUCCAUCAUCUUCAGAACCAGAUACUAGCAAGAGUUCUUGGCUUAGAAGCAACGGAGCAGCUGGAUCUGCACCGGCAUCACCAGCCUCUAGACGCAAGGAUUCAUCGUUAAAAAGUGUAACACCUUCAUCCACGCCUACUACGACACCAGUUUUGAUACUUACACCAACUUCUACACCGCCUUCUCAUGCUCGUCGUGAAACAGAGAUUCAAGAUAAAAGAUUGCCAGCCAAUGUACCAUCACCGAAGGCAUUCUCCAGUUUCACAAGUCAAAACUCGGAACAACGAUUGGCCGCAGAGAGAUUGCGAGGUGUUUCUAUGGUUGUUUGUCAUGAUUGCCGUAUUAUGGUGAUACAAAUAAUUAAAAGUUCUAGAACAACACGAGCUACGAUACGUAACAAUGUUAUUUCACGACUCACUUUAAACUUAUCUCCAGCCUAUGUUUGAAUUCUCUCUGAAAAAAAAAGUUCCGGUUAAAAAGGAAUAAAAUAUGCAAAGAAAUUAAUUAAAUGUAAAAUAUAUAAUUUUAACGUAGCUGGAAUUUCAAAAAAAAUCUAUAUGAAAUCGGCACACAGUGACAUUUAAUGUAUUCUACGUACCAACAUUCAGGCUUACAUCUAAGUAGAUCAUUAAUGCAUGCAAAUUUGAAAAUGAUUAGAAUCAAGUAUUUAAUUAUGAAAGUUAAGAUUCUGUUUAGUUCUUAACGACAAUUAACUAUUUUUCGCUUCCCAUUUCAAUAAUUACUAUUAAUAAUAAACUUCUAUCAAUAAAAAUUAUUAUGCAAUCAUGCGAUUGCAUUGUCAUAUGCGCGUGUGUUCUCAGUUCAUAAAAACUGGGAAUUCAUAUUUAACCCCGAUCAAUUAUCUCGGGAUUUUAAAAAUGUGUACAUAUAUGUUCCUUUUGCUCCCAUAUUGUUGUGAACAUUAAAUCUAAAAAUAAUAUCGCAUUUAUUGUAAAAUUUAGUUGAAAGAAAAUAAUUAUCAUAAGCAAAAAUUAACAAAGAAACAAUGAAAAUGUUGAAACUUUAGAUAUAAUCUACAUAUAUGUGCCAUAAUAUCGUUCCGCGCAAUAGCGAUCGAAUUAUGAUCAAUUCUUAUCUAUCAAACUAUACGAUAGUUUAAAAUUAUAUGAUCAUUAAUUCGAAUUAUAUUAAAAAUUAUAUUUUCCUUAAUUUGUUAAUAUAUUUAUGUAACAUAAUUUUUGCGCAUAAUUUUAGAUUUUCAUAUUUUAUACAUAUAUUAAUAAUGAUUGUGUUCGAAAUUCUUAAUACUUUUGUUUGUAACUUUUGUUAAUAAUUUAAUUAAUAUGAGAGGUACGCAUACAUAAGCACACGCAUAUUAUAAAAUCAUACGAAUUAUAAAUUAGCGAGAGAAUCAAAUACUCUGACAACCCCAAAUGAAAAGAAUAUUAUUUUUUUGCGUCUGCGAUGACAUUUUAUUUUAAGAGAAUAUAUUUAAUUUAGAGCGAAUUGAAGUCGGAUGCACAAUUGUACUAUAAGUACAAGUUUUAAUAGAAUUAAUUCAUUUAAAUUUUUUUGUAUAAUGUUUGUGAUAUUAAUUUAUUAUUUUUUAUGUGUACUAUUUAUUAUAUUUAUUUAAUUCUGCGAAUUAACUUAUAGAUGUGUUUCUUUGUAAUUGUACAUAUAAUUAUACAUAUAUUGUUAUGGAAUUUAUAUGAACAUGUAGUACAAUUUUCAUAUUUUGUUCUAUGUUAUUAUUUGUUGAAAUAUUUUUUAUUUAUAUUAUUGUUAAUACUAAAUGAAAUUAUUUUUGUUUUUGUUUGCAUUUUUAAUUAUAUAUAAAUUAAUUAUUAUGAAAUAAACUAAGCGGAGAAGAAAAUGAACUUAAAAAAAAAAAAAAAAAAAGAAUAGUGGCUCUUGUGACGGUCAUGUUUAUAGGAAAUUAGUACAAUGAAGUGGCUGUUCACUCGCACAGUUUAAAAAUGUGCUAUUAACGAAAAAAUGUACAAAAAUAAACUGAUGAUGUUCAGAGUACAAACAAAAAAUGCGAAUUGCACUAUGAUUAAUAUGCUGAUUGUAAGUCUGGCAUCGAAGUGUAUACAUAAACAGCGUUAUAAAUUUAUUAAUAUAUGUAAAAAAAAUUGGUAAUCUUUAUAAAAGAGUACAUCGGUUUGGUUAAGAAAGAAGUUUAUUUAUUUUUUUAGUCGUAUAAGUAGAUUUCUAAAUAAUUUUCAAGUAAAAAUCAAAAUGAAAAUAUUUCGUAUAAUAUUUCUGAAAUAAAAUAAAAAAUAGAUUUUGUCGGAUAAUGUAAUGAAAAUACUAUGUAAAAAAAGCAUGCAAUGAUACCUUAUAAAAAAUACAAAACAUGAAAUUCUAUUUGUAGAAAGUUAUUAUAAUAAAUCGAAACUAAAAAAAUAUUAAGAGUCACAAUGGCACGAUUAUAAGAUGUAUGUAAGAAGAUUAUGUGAUGGUAAUUGAAAAAAAAAUAAUUUAUUAUGUUAAUUUAUUAUUUUUAUGUACGAUGUACUACAUAUAUAUAUAUAUAUAUAUAUAUAUAUAUAUACCCAUAAAUAGAAGUCUUGUUUUUAUGAUGAAAAUGACCAAAAUACAUUCUAUUCUAAUUCAUUAAA